Messenger RNA from Funneliformis geosporum, 819 nucleotides. NCBI's taxonomy places the organism in Eukaryota, Fungi, Glomeromycota, Glomeromycetes, Glomerales, Glomeraceae. The record is from the annotation of a GenBank genome assembly.
AUGAUUGAUUUUGACUUAAUAUCAAAAACGAUAGGAUGGGCGUAUUUCUUUGCAUGGUCUAUAAGUUUUUAUCCUCAAGUGAUCUUAAAUUAUCGGCGUAAAAGUGUUCAAGGAUUAUCCAUAGAUUUCCUUUGGUACAACGUAUACGGAUUUGCAUGUUAUUCAAUAUUUAAUUUGGCAUUCUUUGCAUCUGAAGGAAUACGUGACGAAUAUCGAUUAAGAAAUGGCGAUAAAAGUAAUUUGGUGCAAAUAAACGAUGUGGUCUUUGCCCUACACGCAUUAACAUUGAGUGCCAUCACUUUAAUUCAAACUUUUAUAUACAAGAGAGAUUCAUACCAGCGAAUCUCGCCGGUCGCAUUCUCAUUAAUAACAAUGUCAUUUUUGGGAAUAUUUUUAUUGUUGAUUGGAGUUUUCUUUGGAAUAAAUCAGUGGAUUGAUUUAUUAUAUUACAUGAGUUACGUUAAAUUAUGUCUUAGUUUCGUAAAAUAUGUUCCCCAAGCGUUCUUGAAUUUCAAAAGAAAGUCCACUAUUGGAUGGAGUAUCCAUAAUAUUCUAUUGUAUUGGAUGCAUAUUUACAAGAUAACUGGAAUGGAAUAUCAGGGGCAAGUUAUUGAUAAAGACCUCGCAAAACUUGGUCUCGGAUUUCUUAGUGUGUCAUUUGACUUAUUAUUUAUGACACAACAUUACGUACUUUAUCAUAAUCCUAAGGAUCAUAAUUCAUUAACGGACGAAAAUGAUGAUAAUGAUUUUUCUAAUAAUGAUGACUUGGAGAAUACUCGCUUAUUAUCAUCGAAAUCGUUACCAAGAUAUUUACCAUAA